Saccostrea echinata is the source of this 3207-nucleotide messenger RNA. RefSeq lists its product as uncharacterized. Gene Ontology annotation, biological process: DNA integration; cell-matrix adhesion; DNA recombination. NCBI's taxonomy places the organism in Eukaryota, Metazoa, Mollusca, Bivalvia, Ostreida, Ostreidae. Bases 1 to 3207 code for a protein of 1068 amino acids. The record is from RefSeq and is a predicted model, not a curated record. The transcript has 16 exons. Gene Ontology annotation, molecular function: calcium ion binding; DNA binding.
AUGACGGUUUUGUUGCCCACAAGACGUCUUGACGACACAGUUGCUUGUUUGCAGAAACUAGUGAAGAGUUUUCCUAAAGUGACGGCCAGAGAGUUGGCAAGAGUGGUCGGAAAGAUUAUGUCAAUGUCACCAGUAAUGGAAAAAACAAGGUAUUUACACAUACCGACAAAGAAAAGUGUCAUCAUUUACUCCGAUGCCAGUAGUCUAGCGUCAGGAGCUUACACUGUUGAAGUUGAUUCAAAAAUUUUUCACUUAAUGUGGAAAGAGUUUGAGAAGGGUAUGAGCUCUACUUGGAGAGAGCUUCGAGCGAUUGAAUUAGCUUUAGCUUCAUUUAAAGAUAGUUUAGUGAAUAAAGAAGUAAAAUGGUUCACUGAUAAUCAGAGCUGUGUAAAAAUUGUUCAGUCUGGCAAUAUAUUUAAAACGGGACGGUGGUCAGAUAGUGCAAGGAUCGAAGAUCAGCGGUUACAGCAACUAAGGGACCUUUUACCAACAUACUGCCUUAAAUCAAGAGCAGGGAAUACAUUAAGUCAAUACAGGUACGCAUUCAAUGCUUUCUGUCGAUGGUGCGGCGCUUUUCUGUCUUCUAUUUCUGCAUUACCCGCAACGGAUGAACAUGUGGCUCUAUAUAUAAUCUCUAUCGCUAAAGAUUGCAAAUCAUCAAGCAAAAUUCAAUUAGCUACACAUUCCAUAAGCUGGGCCCAUCAGCUAGCAGGAUUAAAAGAUCCAUGUGAAUCUGCUUUAGUGAAAUUAACAAAGGAGGGUGCAAUAAGAGAGACUUCCAAGCCUGUUGUGAAAAAGGAACCAAUCACACCAGAUCAUUUGAAAUUAUCGGUUCAGAGAUACAAAUCGAAUAAUUUAUAUAAUAUGCGUACUUUAUGUUUGUGUUUGUUAGGUUUCGCAGGGUUCCUCAGAUUUUCGGAGCUCGCAAAUAUUAGACUUAAUGAUAUAUCAUUUGAUGAUGUGUGUAUGAAAAUUAACAUUGUCAAAAGUAAAACGGAUAUUUAUAAGGAAGGUCACGAGUUGUGUAUUGCUAGAACUCAUGGUGAUACUUGUCCUGUACAUAUGUUAGAAGAAUAUAUAAAAUUGUUAGAUGCUGAAGUUGAUUCAUCAGAAUAUUUAUUCAGAUCUUUGACGUUCUGUAAAAAUACAAAUACAUAUAAAGUUAGAAGAGAUAAUCGGCCUUUGUCUUAUACUAGAACACGAGAAAUUGUUUUAGAUGCUUUUGGAGAAAUAGGGUUAGAUAAGAGUAAAUUUGGUCUUCAUAGCCUACGGUCAGGCGGGGCCACUUCCGCUGCAGCGGCUGGUAUUAGUGAUAGAUUGUUUAAAAAGCAUGGGCGGUGGAGGUCAGAAAAAGCUAAAGACGGCUAUGUGAAAGAAAAUAUUCAGGAAAAAUUAUUUGUAACCCAAAACUUAGUAAUAUUAUCAGCAAUGCUAAACAUUUGUAUCUCCUACCCACUGAGUCAGUUCUAUAGUUUUGGUCUAGCUGCCGGAGACAACGAAUUGCCUGCAAAUGACGAUGACUCCACUUCUAGUAUUCCUAUAGCUGUGUCAUUUCCUUUCUUUGGGUCAUCAUAUAAUUCAAUUUACGUUAAUAACAACGGGGACACUACGUUUGAGACUCCAUUAAGACAGUAUACUUCACAGCCCUUUCCAAUAAGUGGAAGUCAUAGAAUCAUAGCACCAUUUUGGACUGAUAUAGACACAAGCAAAGGAGGUAAAUUAUGGUAUCGCACAACCACAGACUCCACGAUAUUACAAAGAGGGACGACUAAAAUCAACUCUCUCUUUCCUGACAUUUUAACUUUCACUGCCACGUGGAUGAUGAUAAUUACAUGGGAAGAUGUAGCUGCGUAUAGCUGUUCUCCCACCGGAACAAUAAAUUGUCAACAGAGGAACACAUUUCAACUUGUUUUAAUCAACAAUGGUGUUCAUUCAUUUGUUGUAUUUAAUUACAACAAAAUCACUUGGACAAAAUCUGCUCAGGUCGGGUUUAAUGCUGGUGAUGGAGAGAAUUAUUAUGCCGUUCCCGGGUCAAUGACAGACGCUGUGUUAAAUCUUCCUCAGAUGUCUAAUAUUGGAAUUCCUGGACAGUUUGUAUUUAGAGUAGAUCAAGCUAAAAUUACUAAUGCAGAUAUCAUCGACGAAUGUGCCAGUUCUCCCUGUGUUCAUGGAAAUUGUUUAAAUGAAUACCUGUAUUAUGAAUGUAUCUGUGACCCUGGUUACACGGGUGUAAACUGUGAAAAUGAAAUUGAUGAAUGCCAAAGCUCGCCAUGUAUUCAUGGAAACUGUUCUGACCAUCUUGAUCAUUAUACUUGCCAUUGUCAGGAUGGAUAUACAGGAAUAAACUGUCAGACAGAUAUUAACGAGUGUGCUAGUUCUCCUUGUGUUUAUGGUAACUGUACGGAUCAUAUCAAUGGGUACAUGUGUAAUUGCAUGCCGGGAUAUUCUGGAAUCCAUUGUGAAGUAGAUAUCAAUGAAUGCCAAAGUUCACCCUGUGUCCAUGGAAACUGCUCUGACCAUGUAAAUCACUACACAUGCCAGUGUUAUGCAGGGUAUACCGGAACCAAUUGUCAGAUAGACAUUGACGAAUGCGCCAGUUCUCCCUGCAUACACGGUAAUUGUACUGACCAAGUCAAUGGAUACACCUGUGAGUGUAUACCUGGUUAUACCGGAGUCAUCUGUGAGACAGAAAUUGACGAGUGUUCAAGCUCACCAUGUCAGCAUGGAUUAUGCAUUGAUGAAAUUAAUAACUACAUUUGUGUUUGUGAUACGGCAUAUUAUGGGAGAGAUUGUUCACAUUUUAACAUCUCCUAUCUAAUACCAUUAUUGGUAGGAUUACUGCUGUUGGUAUUUGCCAUGGUUCUGCUACUUCUGUGGAAAAGAACCAAAAGAGACAGUGAAGGUGAGAUGAACGGAGUCAUUUACUUUAGUGAUACACCGUUAGGGCCUAGUAAGACAUCGUUCAGAAAACAGACACAAAGUUUCUCUACUUAUUUUAAUUUCUUAGGAUUUAUAAAUCAGUUAUGGCAAAGAAUCACAAAUUUGACUAAACCGAGAGGAAAAAUUAAUGCAAUUUCGAGCAAUACUCCAGAAAACAAACAACGUUUCACGGAUAAUUCAGCAUUUCAGGCCAGCAAAAUUCAUUAUAUGCAUGAAGAUUUGCCAAAGAGUUUUAAUGUUUGUGAAAUAGAUGACACAAAACAUUAA